GAGUUUUUUUUUUUGAGAAAGAUAACUUGACCAGAGGCAUAAAAAAGUCUUUUCUUUUUUGAAGAAGCCAUGUUUCUCACGGCAGGGAUUGCACCAGCCUCCAAGAAAAAGGAGCGUGCACCAUGACAUUCCUUACAUUGUGUUAGCCAGCGAUCUUUUCGUUGAAGUGUUUUUUUUCCUAAGAAACCAUGUAUUUGUUUGAAGUGUAGAUAUCACUCUAAGCGGUAAAAAAAGAUGCCUCUAAAUAACGUGAUGGCAUAGAUGGCUAUUUUUUCAACUAUAAUUUCAAAGAUAUAAUCUGUUAAGCUGGAAAAUACAUGGAUUAAUCUAAACCGUUAUAAUUCAGUCCCACCGGAUUAACGGCUCGUAAUUUCUAAUUAACGUGGUAAUUUCUUGGAAGUCUCUAAUUAGUAUAGGUAUAGAUAGAUAGAUAGAUAGAUAGAUAGAUAGAUAGAUAUAGAUAGAUAGAUAGAUAUAGAGAUAUAGAAGGGGAUGCCAAUUUAAAAAACAGUAGUUAACAUUUUAAAAUAAAUAACCAAUAUGUUUCAAAUACAUGAAAAAUAUUUCUAAAUAUGCAAUUUUUUUUUUUCAAAUACGCACCGAUCAUUUUUCCAAAUUCGUGAUGAAUGUUUUUCAUACACACGAUUCUGUAUUUUUUCGAUGUUUUUUUUCUAGAUUGAACUUAACAAUUUUUGAAUCAGUGAAAUAAAAAUUCGGCUGGUGGUAUGGAGCGCAUUCUUAGGAGCACGCGAGAGGUUGGACGUAGGCACUGUGCUCUGUGCUUACCUAGAAGAAUAUGGCCCAACCAAUAUACUACUAGCAAGGAAACGAGCUCGAAAAUUUGUACACUACAUAGUAGGAACCAGACCACGUAUACCACGGCGGGCACAGAGCUGGCCACCGGCAACGCGUUGACGCGCAGACGAGUCGCGAACCGACGGCGGUGGCGGCGCCAUCCCGCAACGACUUCCAUGCCGGGCUGGAUACCACGUAAGAUCAUUCUUUUCCCAUCCAAUGUGCGUGCCAAUUCCGCACCACAUACCAAUCGCUUGCAUAAAAGCACGCUCCGUCGAUCCAGUCCCGUACCACAUCACGACAUUCACAAUCGAUCAAGUCACAGCCCAUGAUCAUGAUGCACCGUGCUACGAUCAUCGCGCUCGUUGCGCUGAUCUGCUGCCUCGUGGCCGGCGGCGGGGCGCGCGCGCAGCCGUUCGACUACCCGGCGGCGAGGCUCGCCACGACCUGGGCCAACACGGACGCCGCCCUGCCGCACCACGUCGUCUACACCGACGGCUCCGUGGCGCGCGCCGCCCUGCUGCGGCUCAACCCGGCGGGCCUCGGCCCCUCCUACGCCUUCGGCUUCUUCUGCACCGCCAGUCAACCACGCGGCAACGGCCCCGCGGCCCCGUGCACGGAGUUCCUGCUUGGCGUCGCCGUCGUGUACUGCAACAGCGGCGCGGGCAUGACGUUCGUCACGGCCGGCGUCCCGCAGGUCGUCUGGUCGGCCAACCGCGGCAGCCCCGUCCGGGAUGGCGCCACGGCUGAGCUCACGCCGGAGGGCGACCUCGUGCUCAGGUCCAGUAACGGCGCGGUCGUGUGGUCUGCCGGCACCAAGGGCCGGUCCGUCGCCGGGGCGCGCAUCGGCAGCGACGGCAACCUGGUGCUGUUCGACGGGCACAACGCCACGGUGUGGCAGUCGUUCGACCACCCCACGAACGCGCUCCUCGUCGGGCAGUCGCUGAAGCACGGGGCGCGGCUCACCGCCAAUGCGUCGACCGCGGACUGGCGCGAUGGCAGGUUCUACCUCGCCGUCCACGACGAUGGACUGAACGCCUACGUCAACGCCACGCCGCCGCAGCGCUACUACCACCUCGGCCUCAGCGAGACCGCACCCGGCGCCUACGCGACGUACACCAACGGCAGCCUCACGGUGUCCGCCCGGCCCGGUGCGCCGCCGCUGGCCGCCAUCCAGCUGCCCACCGUGGGCGCCGGCACGGUGCAGUACAUGCGACUGGAGCACGACGGCCACCUCCGGAUCUACGAGUGGCGCUCGGGCUGGACGCCGGUGUACGACGUGCUCAAGUCUGCUACGAACUGAUGAAUCCUGAGCACCAUACAUACAUACAUCAAGGCAUAUGGCAAUGUCCUAGGAAAAUAUGACACAAAUAAAGUUCUGCGACAUGUAUGUACAAAUUCCAUUAUAGAAAAAAUUGACAUAAAUCUUGUGUCCGUUCUCUCUACAUUUAUCACCUCAUGACAGAUGGAUGGUGAAUUAGCUUGUGCCAAACACAAUAAUGUCUAUAAUCCUAGAAACACAUCUAAAAACUAUGUUGGUUUCUGCCUUGGCUUAAUAAAGUUGGGGCGGAGGAAACCCCUAUGUUUAGAAAAGAAAAAACACCUCUAAAACUAUG
Messenger RNA from Aegilops tauschii subsp. strangulata, 2411 nucleotides. Lineage: Eukaryota; Viridiplantae; Streptophyta; Magnoliopsida; Poales; Poaceae. The record is from RefSeq and is a predicted model, not a curated record.